Trypanosoma cruzi is the source of this 383-nucleotide messenger RNA. RefSeq names its product nucleoporin interacting component (NUP93), putative. The record is from RefSeq and is a predicted model, not a curated record. The transcript has a single exon. The annotation marks the transcript as partial. NCBI's taxonomy places the organism in Eukaryota, Euglenozoa, Kinetoplastea, Trypanosomatida, Trypanosomatidae.
AUGUCUAUGCUUCACGAUGUGUCAGGCGGCGUGCUCACGUCGAAGAAUCAUCUGAAAACUGCUGCGGGAGUCGCUACAGACCCCGGUGGUGAUGUGCGCGGGAACAUUGCGCGAAUUACCGCGAGGGCCCGUCAACUGCUUGCCGAUGACACGGACACACGUGUGGUGCGUAACGGCCUGAGUGCAUAUGAGACAUCGCGGAAAGUGGCGGCUGAUAUCUCGACGCGUGCGAGGACCCCCGGGCAAACCGGCCCGACGCAGGCAUCGGUAGAACUCUUCAUGGCCAGCCUUGGGUUUAACCUCAACGAGCAACAGCGUCUCCUGCAGCAGCUGCAGGCCAACCAGUUGCCGCUUACAGUCACGGGUGAUGUUUGCACGGCCAC